UAAAAAUGGGGAAUAAGAAUUGUUGAGUUGGAGAAAGAGCUCAAAAAUGUCUAUCCUCCGAGGCUGAUGAGAGAAAAGAUGCUAUUAGAGGAAUUAAUCAAGAUGAAAAACCAAAACAUAAGAAGCAUAAAUCUACUAAUGAUGGCCACGACAAGAAAAUUGAGUUUACAUCAACACACAUUCAAAUUAAAUAUGACGAAUCUUUCUAUGAUAACGAAAAUGAUUGCAUCAAAGACCAUAAAUUAGCUCCUCCUCGUCUUUUGCCUAAACCUUCUGCUACAAAGCGUAUUUCCUAUAUGAUGAGUAAGUCUAAAAAGAGUAUGGAAAUGGCUCAUGGAACAAGGUUUUCCCACCCGAAUCCCGACACAGAUUCAAGAAAAAGAGCCAAGAAAAAUAUAAAAGCUAGAUGGAGGAAGAAAGGCAGAAAGACUUUUGGAAUAGACAGUGAAUUAGAGCCAGAAGAAGGAGGCAAUAAGAGUAAUUUAGUCAUCAGAUAAAGAUUAUAUUGA
Molecule: messenger RNA, 509 nt
Organism: Moneuplotes crassus
Lineage: Eukaryota; Ciliophora; Spirotrichea; Euplotida; Euplotidae
Source: the annotation of a GenBank genome assembly